This is a messenger RNA of Colletotrichum godetiae, 492 nucleotides long. RefSeq lists its product as uncharacterized. Lineage: Eukaryota; Fungi; Ascomycota; Sordariomycetes; Glomerellales; Glomerellaceae. The record is from RefSeq and is a predicted model, not a curated record. The transcript has a single exon. Bases 1 to 492 code for a protein of 163 amino acids.
AUGAACGAAACCAGCACGCUCGAUAGUGCAGGCCUGAUUUGCCAAGAAGUUUUCUACCAGUACGUCGGACGCAACUUUGCACAGUUUGUCCGGCCAAAUUCAGAAGAGCAUCAUGGUUUGACCAUAUCCAGCAGAGAAAUCAAGGUCCCCAAAGUGGAUGCUAUUCUCGAGUCCGCCAAAGCUGCGUUGGAACCCCGCAAGACUCCCUGCGCUUGCACAAGCACUCGCUCGCUUGAACUCCAGUUCCUCUCUGUGUCUCUAGGCAGCCAUGCCUCUUGUCCAUCGAUCGAGGUCCUGUACCGAAAGCAUCGUCAUCGAAGAGUGAUCGUAUCGAAAGCCUCGCAAGGCCAUGGCUCCACACCGUGUGAAGCUACCAGGUCCCGUGACAGAUUGAUGGUCAAACAUGGCUAUCGCUUUCCGAAAUCAUAUGUGGCGAGACAUCGCGUGCCCUUGGGAAAUCGGCAAAGGCCGGAAUCUUCCUGGGCUGGCUGA